This is a messenger RNA of Gymnodraco acuticeps, 697 nucleotides long. Its product is annotated as TBC1 domain family member 23-like. Gene Ontology annotation, cellular component: trans-Golgi network. The transcript has 5 exons. The annotation marks the transcript as partial. NCBI's taxonomy places the organism in Eukaryota, Metazoa, Chordata, Actinopteri, Perciformes, Bathydraconidae. The record is from RefSeq and is a predicted model, not a curated record. Gene Ontology annotation, biological process: embryonic brain development; retrograde transport, endosome to Golgi.
GCCGACACGUCCACCGUGUCGACGUCGCUGACGUUGCUUCGUCAUCAGAACCAUGGCGGACUGUGUGGAGGAGGAAGCUCUUCAUGGCAGCUGGGACCAGGAUCUGAUGGAGGCUCUGGACUCGGGCUCUGACAUGGAGACUGAGAGAGGGGUCCUCCAGGAGAGAGGGGUCCUCCAGGAGAGCUCGGCCCAGCACAGAGCCAAGAUGUGGAAGAUCGCUCUGAAUGUCUCAGGGAAAGGAGACAGUCUGUCUCCGUGGGACGGAGUUCUGGAUCUCCCCGAGCAAAACCUGAUCCACACCAGCAGCCAGCAGCUCAUUGACCAGCUGAAGGUGUGCGAGGAGGACAGCAGAGACAUGGUGUGUGACGUGGAGGCGGUCAUCACGUUCUACUGUAAGUCCAGGAACCUUCAGUUCUCUGUGGAUCUGAGCUGGCCUCCGCUGCUGAAGCCUCUGCUCGCUCUGCAGCUGCCGCGCAGCGACCUCUACAACUGCUUCUACGCCGUCAUGAACAAGUACAUCCCCAGGGAGUGCGUAGCGAGCGGCCGGCCGUUCCACCUCUACCGGCUGCUGCUGCAGUACCACGAGCCAGAGCUUUGCAGCUUCCUGGACACCAAGAAGAUCACACCCGACUCCUACGCCAUCACAUGGGUACGCCUGACAGUCUGUCAUUCAGUCUGUCAUUCAGUCAGUCAGUCA